AUGAUUAAAAAAGACGGACGCACUCUCGCCGACUACAACAUCCAGAAGGAAUCGACGCUUCAUCUCGUGCUACGUCUCCGUGGUGGUGCUAAGAAGAGGAAGAAGAAGACUUACACCAAGCCGAAGAAAAUCAAGCAUAAGCAUAAGAAGGUGAAGCUCGCUGUUCUUCAGUUUUACAAGAUUGAUGGAUCUGGGAAAGUUCAGCGUCUGAGGAAAGAGUGCCCUAACGCUACUUGUGGUGCUGGUACUUUCAUGGCGAGUCAUUUCGAUCGUCAUUACUGUGGUAAGUGUGGUCUCACCUACGUUUACCAGAAAGAGGGUGGUGACGAGUGAUCUGUUCUACUGGUAGAUCUCUCUCUAUCUCUCUCUCUUUAUCCUUAAAAACAGCAUUUCGAUUUCGGAACUUUGUAAGCUUUUUUGUUGUUUAUGGAUUCAAAAUGUUGAACAUCGUUUGCUUCUGGAUUAUGAAUGAUUAAAAGUUUUAGGUUCUUUAUGAAUAUUUUAUUAUGCUG
This is a messenger RNA of Camelina sativa (false flax), 512 nucleotides long. The record is from RefSeq and is a predicted model, not a curated record. Lineage: Eukaryota; Viridiplantae; Streptophyta; Magnoliopsida; Brassicales; Brassicaceae.